UUCUGUUUACUGGUUAAAUUCCUGCUUUAUUGUAAAUUCAAUCAAACUUAUUUAAUCAUGGUAAUUUCAUGUUCCUCAUAUGGGUGUACAAACCGGCGGAAAAAAGGAUGUGGUAUACAAUUUCACCGCUUUCCUCUAAAGAGGCCAUCCGUUUUGGAAAAGUGGAUACAUGAAAUAAAACGCAAACACUUCAAACCUUCUGAGUAUAGCUAUUUAUGCAGCGAACACUUUACAAAUAAAGACUAUCAAAUCCGUCCAGGAGCAAAUGUAAAAUGGUUAAAAGAUGAGGCUGUUCCAUCUGUAUUUAAAGAGUUUCCUCAACAUUUACAGAAGAAAAAAGUUGUUUGCCGGUUGUUACAAAGAAACCCAUUGGUUGACAAUAAUUGUGAUAUAUCUGUCAAUACAGUCGAUAUAGAAUGUUCCAGUUCAAAAAAUUUUGAAAAUAAUACUAAAAGUGUUCAGUGUUCCAUACAAUCGCCAACAAAGGCAAUUUUGAGAAAAAAAGUAAAAGUAUUACAACAACGCCUUAAGCGAAGAGAAACAAAAAUUAAAUCAUUAAAAAGUCUUGUUAUGCGCAUUAAGAAAAACGUCCCGAUGUCAGAUGAUGUAACGACACAGCUAGAAGAACAUUUUGAAAUUCAGUCAUGAAGGUCAAACUUGCAGCACAAACGUUGAGUAGUGGGGUUGCCGAUGCAAUU
This is a messenger RNA of Metopolophium dirhodum (rose-grain aphid), 698 nucleotides long. RefSeq names its product THAP domain-containing protein 1-like. The transcript is spliced from 5 exons. Lineage: Eukaryota; Metazoa; Arthropoda; Insecta; Hemiptera; Aphididae. The record is from RefSeq and is a predicted model, not a curated record. Bases 58 to 648 code for a protein of 196 amino acids.